Messenger RNA from Ixodes scapularis (black-legged tick), 833 nucleotides. Its product is annotated as golgin subfamily A member 6-like protein 22. Lineage: Eukaryota; Metazoa; Arthropoda; Arachnida; Ixodida; Ixodidae. Bases 1 to 660 code for a protein of 219 amino acids. The record is from RefSeq and is a predicted model, not a curated record. The transcript has a single exon.
AUGCCCCUCUGGAAUCGCAUCCGGAAAGCAUGCAACAGGGGAGUCAGCAGCCUCUCCCACCUGCGGAAGCAAGCGGAGAAGAAGGUGUGGAAGCAGCAGAAGCAAGCGGAGGAGAUGGUGCGGAAGCAGCAGAAGCAAGCGGAGGGGAUGGUGCGGAUGCAAGCGGAGAAGGUGCAGAAGCAAGUGAAGGAGAAGGUGCGGAAGCAGCAGAAGCAAGUGGAGGAGAUGGUGCGGAAGCAAGCAGAGGAGGAGGUGCGGAAGCAGCAGAAGCAAGCGGAGGAGAUGAUGCGAAAGCAGCAGAAGCAAGCAGAGGAGAUGGUGUGGAAGCAGCAGAAGCAAGCGGAGGAGAUGGUGCAGAAGCAAGCGGAGGAGAAGGUGCAGAGGCAGCAGAAGCAAGCGGAGGAGAUGGUACAGAAGCAGCAGAAGCAAGCGGAGGACAUGGUGCAGAAGCAGCAGGAGAGCAAAGCAGAGGGACCUCAACCUCACAUAGCAUACAUGGUGGAGGAAGGUCCAGCCAGAGCUCGAGGAGGCCCUCAAUGUCGUCUUCUUGUACUCCUGCUGGAUCCUUGCCCUGGCCAUCUUCUGCACGAUGUUCUGCGCCUGUUGGUCCAUGAACUUGGCAAGAACCUGCUCAGAAGGUUGAAAUUGCCCAAGUAUUAGCCUCUACACAAGAGCACCAAACCUGACUGUCAGCCUAACUUGGUUGUCUGAGUUAGUGUCCGUUCAAAGUUUCAAGCAGUGUUUCAUAAAGUAAAGCAUAUCUAAAAAGUACUUGAAGUAAAGUUCAAGUAGCCGAGAGUUUAUGUACUUCAAGUUGAGUCGCAAGUAUACAU